AUGGCUAAUGAUGAGUCCGAUGCUCUUGACGUGCUUGAGAGAGAAGCAAAGGAAUACGACAAGGACGCCGAGAUCGAUCGGAUCCUGAAAGCCUUUAGACUCGAUGCCUACGCGGUGCUAGAUCUCCAACCCGGUGUCCCUGACUCAGACAUCAAAGUCAUCUACCGCAAGAAGUCACUACUAAUCCAUCCGGACAAAACCAAGAAUCCACAAGCCCCCGAAGCAUUCGACCGUCUCAAUAAAGCCCAGACGGCAUUGCUUGAUGAGAAGCAACGGCAACAUCUCGACGAGUGCAUUGCCGACGCCCGACACCUGCUCAUACGCGAGCACAAAUACACCGUCGAUUCGGAGGAGUUGAAGACGGAAGAGUUCAAGCAGGAAUGGAGGAGGAAGACGGUAGAGGUCCUGGUCGAAGCGGAGGCGCGAAGGAGGAGACAGAUGAAGGCCAAGAUGCAGGAAGAGGGCCGAGAACAGGCCAAAGAGGAUGCCCAGAUCGAAGAGAGGAAGCGAAAACGAGACCACGAGAAGCAGUGGGAAGAUACCCGGGACAAGCGCAUCGGCAGUUGGCGUGACUUCCAGAAAGGCGUCAAGAAAGGAGACGAGCAAAAGAAGAAGAAGAAAAUGAAGGUGCUGGGGUGA
Molecule: messenger RNA, 639 nt
Organism: Capronia epimyces CBS 606.96
Lineage: Eukaryota; Fungi; Ascomycota; Eurotiomycetes; Chaetothyriales; Herpotrichiellaceae
Product: DnaJ like subfamily C member 8
Exons: 3
Coding region: 1-639 (212 amino acids)
Source: RefSeq, a predicted model, not a curated record